Messenger RNA from Sordaria macrospora k-hell, 1767 nucleotides. RefSeq lists its product as uncharacterized. Gene Ontology annotation, cellular component: plasma membrane. Gene Ontology annotation, biological process: transmembrane transport. The record is from RefSeq and is a predicted model, not a curated record. Lineage: Eukaryota; Fungi; Ascomycota; Sordariomycetes; Sordariales; Sordariaceae. Gene Ontology annotation, molecular function: transmembrane transporter activity.
AUGGCGUCUUCUGGGGAAGAAAAUUCCCCAAGCACGCAAGCGCGGGAAGAAACCAAGCCAGUACCACUGGUUACCGAGAAGUCUUCUUCCUCACGAACGAACGAGCACGACACCAGCGAUGGCCCUGAGGCGGACGAUCCAGUCCCUCACCUGCACGCAAAGACCUUCCUGGCCGUUUUUGCCGUGUGUCUGAUCUACAUCGCCCAACUGAUCAGUCUCGUUGGGGCAGGAGCUCAAGGCCAAACAAUAGCCUCCCACUUUCACUCCGCCCCCCAAGCGAUCUGGUUCUCCGCGCCCAUCACCAUCCUCACCGUCGUUUUGGGUCCCAUCAUCUCCCAAGCAGCCGACUACUGGGGCCGGAAAUACUUCCUUAUCAUCCCGACCUUCGUCGGCGGCGGGAUCGGUAGUCUCGUCGUGUCUCGUGCGAGAGCCAUGCCCAUCGCCAUUUUGGGGUUCAGCAUAAUUGGCAUCGGCUUUGGUUCGCAACCUUUGCUGCACGUGGUCACGAGCGAGGUGUUACCUAGGAGAUGGAGGGCGUGGGGCCAGGCGGCGGAUAUGGCUAGUAAUGCAUUGGGCGCGGCGGUGGGACUUUAUGUAGGUGGCGCGUUGAAUAGAACCAACAAUCCGGCGGCGGAAGGGUUUAGGAUUUAUUUCUUGAUGAAUAUGGGGGUUUAUGUAGUUGCUGCGGGACUUUGUUGGGGGGGUUAUAACCCGCCGCUGAGGCCGUUGCAGACGGAGCUGAGUAUGAGGGAGAAGCUGGCGCGGUUGGAUUGGGGCGGGUAUGGGUUUUUGGCGGUUGGGUUGGUUCUUUUCUCUGUUGGACUGUCGUACUCUGAGAAUCCGUAUGAGUGGAGUGAUCCGCAGGUUUCGGCUACCUUUGCCGUGGGAAUGUUGUUUGUGAUCGGGUUGGUGGUGUAUGAGACAUGGGUGAAGAAGGAUGGGAUGUUCCAUUAUGGCCUGUUUUCGGGGAAUCGCAACUUUGCCGUGGCAAUGUUUUGCGUGUUCUCGGAGGGCGUGGCGUUCUUUGCGGCCAACACGUAUUUUGCUUUUCAGGUCAGCGUGUUGUACGAGUCGGACGCGCUGCUGGUUGGGGUGAGGUACAGCCUGAUGAUGAUCAUAGCUGCGGUCUUUGCCUGCUUGACGGGGUGGUAUUGCGCAGCUACAAGACGGGUGAAGUGGGCGACCUUUGUGGCUUUUGGGCUGUUUAUCGUCUUCUUCAUAUGCAUGGCGACGACCACGAGAAAGUCCAACACGCCGACGUGGGGCUAUACGGUGUUCUUGGGCAGUGCGUUGGGUGUGACUCUGACAACACUUGUCACUGUCGCGCAAUUAUCCACGCCGCCAGAGCUGAUCAGUGUUGCCAGUGGACUGAUCAUCAGUAUUCGUUCGCUAGGUGGCACUGUUGGGUUGGCUAUAUACAACGCGCUUUUCCACGACGUGAUGAAGAACCUAGGGAGCAACAUUGGAGCUGCGGUUGUGCCAAAGGGGAUCUCGCCCGAUGAUGUUGAGGUCUUUGUCACAGCACUUGAAAGCCAAAAUGAGAAGGCGCUGGAUACAAUACCGGGGGUGACGGCGGAUAUCAUCCAAGUCGGUGUCAUUGCUUUGCAAGACACGUAUGUCAUGGCAUUCAGGCACGUAUGGAUUGCUGGUGCCUGCUUUGUCGCGCUGGCUGCUCUUGUAUCUCUUCUUUUGCUCGACCCCAAAAAGGAGUUCAAUAUGCACAUUGACGCACCUGUUGAGAAGGAAGAAGAUUUGUAUUCCGUCUGA